This is a messenger RNA of Didymodactylos carnosus, 1122 nucleotides long. Lineage: Eukaryota; Metazoa; Rotifera; Eurotatoria; Philodinida; Philodinidae. The record is from the annotation of a GenBank genome assembly.
AUGAUUGAGUCAAACAGUGAUAUUCGUUCAACACUUUUAAGUCGGGAUAAUGACGUUGAUUCUGACUAUGAAUUAGAACAAACACAACCGCCCACCGUCGAAAAAUUUAUUCAGAAUCGCCAUAUUCAAACACUGAAAUAUUUAAAGCAUGUAAUCGAUGAAAAUCGCCAGUUAAAAUUGCAAGUACAACAACUUCAAAGGCAAGUGUCACAACAAGAACUAGAAAACGAAAGUACUCAAACACUUAAUGAUCAGCUCAACUCAGUUUCGACACAACCUACACGACCUACUUCUCAAUCAACAAUUGUUGAUGAUCCUGUCAUUGAUUCACCUGUUGUAAUUAAUACCAGUACUAACGAUAAAGUUGUUGAAUUAGAAAAAAGACUCAUCUAUAGUGAAGAAGAAAAUGUUCAAUUGAAAAAACAAUAUGCAAUUAAUCGUGAUGAAUUCAGACGUGAAUUAGAUCGUGUUGAUGAACGUAAUACAUUGUUAGAAAAUGAAAAUCAAACAUUAAAACAACAAUUAGAAAAACAAGUACACCUCAAUGAAAAGAAAGAAAAUGAAUAUAAAGAAAAAAUAAUUGAAUUGCACAUUGGCAUUGAUAAACAACGAAAAGAACUAGAUGCCUAUGAUUAUUUAAAAACACGAACAUUAGAAAUGGAAAAAAAUUAUGAACAAUUAACAAAUUCUUAUCAGUUGAUGAAAGAAGAAAAUGAACGACAGUUGAAAACAAUUGAACAAUUCAAUAUUGAACAUAAACAAAUGAAAAAAUUAGUAACGAUCAAACAUGAAUACGAACGUUUGCAACAAAGUGUCAGUGAUUUAUAUUUAAUAAAAAAUGAGCAUAUAAAAUGUGAAAAACAGUUUUUAUCAUACAAAAAUGAAAUUGAAAUGUUAAAACGAAAAAUAGAUAUUGAAUGUGAUAAAUAUCAAGAUCUAUUCUUUGAAAAUAGUGAAUUGAAAGAGAAAAUUACAAAACUUGAACAUACAAACAAUGAACAAACACAAGUGAAUUUUCGAGAUUUUGUUAAUGUUAAACGAGAAUUACACGCGUGUAAAGGAGAAAAUGAACAGCUUAAAGUAGAUAUGGUCAGAUUAAUUAAACAAUAUAAUUUAAAUUGA